GGCGGCGCGCCGGGGCCACAGUGAGGGGGUGUGUUUGAACAAGAGACACAGAAAAGUUAGCGGUUGGAAAUCUUUUUCUGUUUUCUGACCCAGCAAGCAGCAUCCUUUCAAAAGAAGCAUCAUGGCCGACAAAGCACAGCAGCCUCCUCACCUGCACCUGGCCGAGGUCACCGCGUCCCAGUUCCUCGACAUUUGGAAACAUUUCGACUCCGACGGCAAUGGCUACAUCGAGGGGAAGGAGCUGGAGAACUUCUUCAAGGAGUUGGAGACGGCCCGGAGAGGAGCUGGGGUGGACCCGACAAACCCCAUAUUCAGAGAAAAGAUGAAGGAGUUCAUGCAGAACUUCGACAAGAACAAAGACGGACGAAUUGAGAUGUCAGAGCUGGCCCAGAUUCUCCCAACAGAAGAGAACUUCCUGCUCUGCUUCAGAGAGUUUGUCAGCUCCAGUGCUGAGUUCAUGGCGGCAUGGCGGCGAUACGAUACAGAUCGCAGCGGCUACAUUGAAGCGAAUGAAUUGAAGGGCUUCCUGUCAGACCUGCUGCAGAAGGCCAACAGACACUACGAUGACAAGAAGCUCCAGGAGUACACACAGACCAUACUCAGGAUGUUUGAUCUGAAUGGAGAUGGGAAGUUGGGCCUGUCAGAGAUGGCCAGGCUGCUCCCCGUUAAGGAGAAUUUCUUACUCAAAUUCCAGGGUGUCAAGUUGACCACUGAGCAGUUCAAUGCCAUCUUCGCCUUCUAUGACAAGGAUGGGAAUGGUUACAUUGAUGAGAUGGAGUUAGAUGCCCUGCUACGAGACCUUUACCAGACAAACAAGAAGGAGGAGGACGUGAAGAACCUGACGGGCUACAAGCAGAGCAUCAUGCGCCUGUCCGACGCAGGGAAGCUCUACCGCGGCGAGCUGGAAAUUGUCCUCUGCAGGGAGCCCAUUGUUUGACUCUUCCUCUUCGCUCUUGUUGUGUCCUUUUCUUUUUCUACCCGUCCUUUCUCUUCCAAGACCACGCCCGCGUCCAGCUGCCUGGCGACAUAUACCGGCCUGCAUGUGCCAGAUACCCCUCUCCUAUACCCCACCCGGCCCUAACGUUACAACAUCAGAACGAACAAGUGCACCGUCAGCACGUACAAAGGCGCUUCCUCCUCAAACCCUCAUUUUUCUACCACCUGACCUGUGUGAAACCUCUACAGUAGUUUUUCACCUUUAUAAGUCCUCACCCAUUUCCUUUACUAUUUCUGACCCUUUAAACAUCCCCGCCAUCCCCGCCAUCCCUGCCGUGCCUGACUUGCAACUCCUGACCAAAUGCCCAAAGACCUUUUGACCCGUUGAUAACCCUUGAACCUCGAACCUCUCCAUCCCCUCUAUCUUAAAACCUUAGAUACAAUAUAUAUAUAUAUAUAUAUAUAACAGACAACUGUGUUUGGAUUUAUCUAAUUUAUAGUCUGUGUUGGCCUCUUGGCCCUCCUGUUCCAUUGCCAUGAUAUCAUUUGAAAUUUUCAAUGUUUGUUUUUGGCUGCUAGUCGAUUGGAAAUAUUAAUAAAAUGUCUUAACAUAAA
This is a messenger RNA of Gasterosteus aculeatus aculeatus (three-spined stickleback), 1551 nucleotides long. It is a transcript of the gene calb2a, whose product is annotated as calbindin 2a. Gene Ontology annotation, cellular component: terminal bouton; cytosol; synapse. Gene Ontology annotation, molecular function: calcium ion binding. Gene Ontology annotation, biological process: regulation of long-term synaptic potentiation; regulation of presynaptic cytosolic calcium ion concentration. NCBI's taxonomy places the organism in Eukaryota, Metazoa, Chordata, Actinopteri, Perciformes, Gasterosteidae. The record is from RefSeq and is a predicted model, not a curated record.